ACGUCGACGACUUCGAGUCGUUCCUCGACGGGUUGGACGGCGGCAAGUAAAGUAUGUGCUAGACUACUUCUUCUUCUUACCCACGUUCAGGCCCGCGGCCAGCAAAUCGGACAAAUCUUCUUCCUUCUUCUGCGUGGGGAUACAAAGCGGUGAGUCGCGCCGGCGGCGCGCGGGGGUCGAGUCGAAGACGCCGGAGUCGUACCUUCUUGACCUUCUUCUUCGCCGCGGCCUGGGCCACGGCGAUGCCCGUCGGCUCGGGCGCGUUGGGAUCAAAACCCUUGAGGUGCGGGAAGCACUUCUCCGGCUCUUUGAUCAAUUUAUCGUGCUUCGCGACGACGUGGUCGUACAAAAGCUUGUCCUUCGACGAGAUCAUGAAGGUCUGCAGGCAGACGAGGCACUUCUUGGCGUUGCGGUCCUUCUCGGCUUUCGCUUUGGACGCUUCUCGUUCUUCCUUGCUCUUGCCCUGCUCCUUGGCGUUGCGCGCGCGCGCGGCGUUCGCCUUGGCGACGUUGGAGCCCUUUCCCAUUGUUGUGAAGUUGCUUAGUUGUAGUGGCAGUGUUCUCAGUGUGAAGCGCUGAGUGCAAGCGUCACGCCUCGAUAGCGUCGCUGCGAGUUGUAGUGCAGUGCUCUCAGAGAGGCUUUGUUAGCACGGCAGUAUAUCGAGUUGCACGCGUCACGCGUCGAUAGCGUCCCGACGAGUGCUGCGGCUGCGGUCAGGCAGUGUUUGUUGGAUAACUAGCGUUUGCCGGUGCGUUGAUGACGUUUGCUGAUCU
This is a messenger RNA of Pelagomonas calceolata, 773 nucleotides long. Lineage: Eukaryota; Pelagophyceae; Pelagomonadales; Pelagomonadaceae. The record is from the annotation of a GenBank genome assembly.